GUUGCUGCUGCUGCUGUAUCUGCUCGUCCGACGAGGAACAAAGCCGGACCGAACAAGGAGCGCAACAACCCAAAUAAUCCGAACGACGUGUCCUUCGACAUCUCAAACGACAGCGCCCAGGACGAUCACGGUGGAGUACUAUCUCCUGCGGCUGCCUCACUGGACCAACAGAAUGGGCAACAACUACAAGAGCAACAACUCAACCACUUUGCAGCUCCUCAGUACCUUUCCUACUUCACGAAUAAGGACCAGAAUGGGAU
Molecule: messenger RNA, 260 nt
Organism: Amoebophrya sp. A120
Lineage: Eukaryota; Dinophyceae; Syndiniales; Amoebophryaceae
Source: the annotation of a GenBank genome assembly